GAUAACACCGAAGAAGAACGCACCGUCACCAACACCGUUUUGUGGCUUCAUGUCAUUUCCAUUUUGGGAUCAUUAUUUCUCUCUUUUCUUUCCUUUCCCUUUAUAAAUUUGCUGAUCCUUUUGUGUUGUGUGUGUGUGUGUGUGUGAGAGAGAGAGAUUCAACCUAACAAGAAACUAAGAUGGCACAAGUGAAGAACAAACAAGUGAUUCUGAACGAUUAUGUUUCUGGUUUUCCUAAGGAAACAGACAUGAACAUUGUUGAAAGCACCAUAACUUUGAAGCUUCCAGAAGGUUCCAAUGAGGUUUUGCUCAAGAACCUCUACUUGUCUUGUGAUCCAUACAUGCGGAUUCUUAUGAACAAACCCGAUGGCCCUUCUCUUGGUCGUAGCUAUGACCCUUCCUCUCCAUUAGGAGGAUAUGGUGUGGCUAAAGUCCUGGAAUCUGGACACCCUGAUUAUAAAAAAGGUGAUUUAGUGUGGGGUGUUACUAAGUGGGAAGAGUAUAGCUUGGUCCCCUCAGCUCAAAUACUUUUCAAAAUUGAGAACACUGAUGUUCCACUUUCCUACUAUACUGGAAUUCUUGGUAUGCCAGGAAUGACUGCGUAUUCGGGUAUUUUUGAAGUAGGUUCUCUCAAGAAAGGAGAGAAUGUUUUUGUUUCAGCUGCCUCUGGCGCAGUUGGUCAACUUGUUGGGCAAUUUGCUAAACUGUCAGGUUGUUAUGUCGUUGGAAGUGCUGGAACUAAAGAAAAGGUGGAUUUAUUGAAGAAUAAAUUUGGAUUUGAUGGAGGUUUUAACUACAAGGAAGAGCCUGACCUCAAUGAAGCUUUGAAAAGGUCUGUACUUAACAGUUUUGUAUUAGACAUAUUUAAAUUAACUUUUCUUAUGGCCAUUAAAAUUUGCACUACUAUCCGUAAAGGCAUCGAUGUUUACUUCGAGAAUGUCGGGGGCAAGACACUUGAUGCCGUACUCCUGAAUAUGAGAAUCCAUGGCCGCAUACCCGUAUGUGGAAUGAUCUCACAGUAUAAUCUUUCUCAACCUGAAGGUGUAACAAACUUGACAUCUCUCAUAUAUAAGCGGAUUCGUAUGCAAGGUUUUGUUGUAGCUGAUUUCUAUCACCUAUAUCCCAAAUUCCUGGAGUUUGUCCUGCCUCUUAUUAGAGAAGGGAAGAUUGAGUAUGUUGAAGACAUAGCUGAGGGUCUUGAGAAUGGCCCUGCAGCAUUGGUUGGCCUUUUUAGUGGUCUAAAUGUUGGAAAACAAGUGCUUGUUGUUGCUCGUGAAUAAAAGCAUUUGCUUUUUCUAUACAUUGUUAUGUUAUCAGUUUUUGUUCUGAUUUUUGGUUGAAAAUGUAGCAACAUUUUAUAUCACCUUUGCAGUCAUCUUACUGAACUGUAUGAUGAUGUUUUUUUAUUGCUGAUUGUCUUGUGGGCAGUAUCAAUGUACUAUAUACUUGUUG
Gastrolobium bilobum is the source of this 1452-nucleotide messenger RNA. Its product is annotated as NADP-dependent alkenal double bond reductase P2-like. The transcript has 5 exons. The coding region runs from base 180 to 1280 and encodes 366 amino acids. The record is from RefSeq and is a predicted model, not a curated record. Lineage: Eukaryota; Viridiplantae; Streptophyta; Magnoliopsida; Fabales; Fabaceae. Gene Ontology annotation, molecular function: 2-alkenal reductase [NAD(P)H] activity.